Anopheles stephensi (Asian malaria mosquito) is the source of this 2200-nucleotide messenger RNA. It is a transcript of the gene Rab2, whose product is annotated as ras-related protein Rab-2A. Gene Ontology annotation, molecular function: GTPase activity; GTP binding. The record is from RefSeq and is a predicted model, not a curated record. Bases 512 to 1153 code for a protein of 213 amino acids. NCBI's taxonomy places the organism in Eukaryota, Metazoa, Arthropoda, Insecta, Diptera, Culicidae. Gene Ontology annotation, cellular component: Golgi apparatus. The transcript has 4 exons.
GUCGAACCUGCCCACUCGCGCAACACACUUGCUCUUUUCUCCAAGUGUUUUUUCUGCCAAGCUGCGAACCUUUAACAAAGAGAUAAACAUCGCAAAGAAUUGUGGAAUAAAGUGUGCCCGAACUGAAGCGAUCGAAAGCGAUUUGCCCCUGUCGUCCGUAGCGUUCGAAGCUGUGGUGUACGUGUGCCCACAAUAUUGCAGCGUAUUCGUACGUGUGCAGCAGUAAUUGUUCUGUGUUAUGCGUAUUUCGCAGCUCAAGUACGCAGUGAAACGCUAGUCACAACAGUGAUCUCUCCCUUCUCGUGUGUGCGUGUGUGUGUGUGUGAAGAGGCAACAUCAAAAAGAAUCCCAACGAAGAAGGUGGCCCCAGUCGUGUGUGAUAACAUAUUUCGUGAACUCCACGUAAUUCCCGUCGGUUCGAAGUUCGAAGCUACCGUGUAUCGGCCUUAAAUCAUCCUAUCAUCCUUCCCGAGCAGAGUGCGUCACCGCAAAGUUUGUUCUACGCCAAAAGAUGUCGUACGCUUACUUGUUCAAAUACAUCAUCAUAGGAGACACAGGCGUCGGCAAGUCCUGCCUACUGCUGCAGUUUACCGACAAACGGUUCCAGCCGGUGCACGAUCUGACGAUCGGUGUCGAGUUCGGGGCCCGCAUGAUCACGAUCGACGGCAAGCAGAUUAAGCUACAGAUCUGGGAUACGGCCGGCCAGGAAGCGUUCCGGUCGAUCACGCGCUCGUACUACCGCGGUGCAGCCGGUGCACUGCUCGUGUACGACAUUACGCGCCGCGAAACGUUCAACCACCUGACGACCUGGCUGGAGGACGCUCGGCAACACUCGAACUCGAACAUGGUCAUCAUGCUGAUUGGCAACAAGAGUGAUCUUGACUCACGCCGCGAGGUAAAGAAGGAGGAAGGGGAAGCGUUCGCACGCGAGCAUGGGCUGGUGUUUAUGGAAACGUCCGCCCGUACAGCGGCCAACGUGGAGGAAGCGUUCAUCAACACGGCAAAGGAAAUCUACGAGAAGAUCCAGGAGGGUGUCUUCGAUAUCAACAAUGAGGCUAACGGCAUCAAGAUUGGCCAGCAGCACUCCCCGACGAGCCCGUCGCUCGGCAGCGGCAACAGCCCAGGCGGACCGGCUAGCAGUGGUUGCUGCUAAGCGUCGUGCCGCCAGCCACCGACCAUUAUAAUGUGCAAUGCCGUACCCGACGAUGGUCCACCGCUGGGCCGAAGCUGGGAUGAAAUCAAGUAAACAGUUGGGGUUUAACAACAGGGGCGAUUGGAGUCAACGGGCGGCAGCAGGCGACGGGGAAAAGAAGUGGUUGCGUAUUUAAGCGUUCUCGCGGGUGUCCUUACGCACGCUGCGCGCCGACCGCUCGGACACGCAACCGAAGGCGAUCAAACGGAGAAUCAGAUCAGAUUUGUAACACAGUUUGGGGCUGCAAUUUCCUUUCCCUCCACAGCAACACGAACAGCAAAAAAAAAAAAAACAAAGGCAGAAGAAGCAAAAAGGAAUAGCAACAAAGUGAACACUAUGCGUCUUGUACGAUCGUACGCCUGUUCGGGUGGACAAAAGGGGGGAUAAGUAAAAUAACACAUCCAACAGCAACAAAACUAGCUGAUGGAAAGUGCGUGUGUGUGUGCAGCAUAUUGGUAGCAAAACAACAACAACAAAAAAACGGGCCGAAAAAGGAGAAACACUGAAAAAAAAAAAACAAACCUAAACUAAACCAAAACCAAUUCCAAUCUUGUGAUGGGGAAUAUGUGUGUAAGUGUACGGUGUGAAAAAGUAACCAAGAAAGAGCGAGAGGAAAGGCGAAAAAUGUGCGAAAAUGAACAAUAAAAACGAGAUAAAAGACCACCAGAGAAAAAAAAACCGACCCAAAAGACACAAGAGUACAACAAGGGGGCACAUGGAAUAUGCAGGAAGAAACCAACUCACAGAAAGAUGGAGCGAAAUGGGGGAGGGGAGGGGAAACGAAAUGGGACGGACGGUGGAAGAUGAUCGCCUGGGAAGCCCCGUUUGAGCGCAUGCAAGCAGAGUGUGGAACGAAACGACGCGCGGUGUACUAUUUCGGGGGGUGGAUUGGCGGCUGUAAACUACUACUAACUAAAACGUAAAUAUUUUUACUCUUAUCAAACCCACACACACACUCCACACAUUUCUCGUACACAGUGGCUUUCGAAUGGGGGGGAGAGAAGAAAA